This is a messenger RNA of Halichondria panicea, 1324 nucleotides long. RefSeq lists its product as uncharacterized. The coding region runs from base 50 to 1234 and encodes 394 amino acids. The transcript has 7 exons. NCBI's taxonomy places the organism in Eukaryota, Metazoa, Porifera, Demospongiae, Suberitida, Halichondriidae. The record is from RefSeq and is a predicted model, not a curated record.
AAUUAGAAGUUGAUGAUCACUUAUAUUUCACACAAACUUCUACGGUACUAUGAGUUCUCCUGUUACUGACUCAAGAGGUGUGCUCAGGGGAAGGUGUACCAGUUGUAAUUGCUCUGGGUAUCAAGGUGGAACUGCUGGACUGAAGUGCAGCAUCUGCACACACCCACCAGGGAAGCAUCAGAACAUCACACCAGGAUUUGCUGCCCAGACCUAUGUUACUACAGGUUCAAGCCGACCAAGCAAUACCAGCGAUGCUCAUGGUGGAUACAGUUAUCAAAAUCCUCCAGAAACAGGUCCAUGCAGUGCAAACAACUGUAACAAGCCUUGCUACUAUGAUCCGAGUGUUGGGGAGUUUGACUACUGCAGUCCAUCGUGUAGAGACAAGCACUUGCUGCCCAAGGAAAAAAAGAGUCUACAAGAUGAUCUCAAAGCCUUUGAAUAUCAGGUGAAGUUACCUGUAUCUGGUGGUGAAAAGCGUGGAAUUGGAGCACACACAGCUGGUGGAGAGUCAGAGUAUCAAUCAACUCAAGCAUCAGGAGGGAGGCAUUCUUAUAGUAGUGCUGUGUCAUCAGGUAGCCAAGCAACUACAAGAUCCUCCAGCUCAGGAAGGCAGACGACAAUCAAAGUGUUUUUUCAAAAGAGUCCAUCAAAUGAUAUUGGCCUCAUUGUCAGUGAAGAGAUAUACAGAUGUGACACAUUUUCUGGGCUGCUGGUGCUUGGAUUUGAGUACAAUACUAAAGCUGAAUACCUGAUUACUACGAAUGAAGUACGUGUGCUGGAUGUGAUCACUUCAUUGAAUGACAAAAAAAUCAGCCCGUUAACCUAUAAAGAAGAAGCAACAAAGAAUAGGUCAUGUUCUCUGGAACUGAAAAGAUGGAUUUCACUUCCUCAACUGAAGCCACUUAUGGACAAAGCCGAAUUCUCCAACCCAACAGCUCUUGUUGCUGUAAUGAAUCCAAAAGAUUAUCCCAAUUGUUCCACUGCAAAAGGAUUUGGACUGGGAAUCACUUCUCUUCUUAGUACCACCUCUGUGGUUUCUGUGACAGCAAACACACCAGCACGAUUCAGCAGACUAGAGUAUGGAGAUGAGAUAAUAGCCUAUGGGUUUGUGAAGAAGAACAAGCUAGAAAUUGGGAAGGAUGCAUUGAGUCUGACGACCAAUCUGGAAGAAGCUGCAAAAGAUGGAAAAACACUUGUCCUAGUAGUUAAGAGACCAGUGAUAAUUAACUUGUAGAUUAAGAAUAACUGUGUCAAAGUGAAACUAUAUAAUUAUAUGAUUAGUAAUAAUUGUGUAUAAAGAAGUCAUUUGAAUGUAAUAACAAAA